Molecule: messenger RNA, 1947 nt
Organism: Lytechinus variegatus (green sea urchin)
Lineage: Eukaryota; Metazoa; Echinodermata; Echinoidea; Temnopleuroida; Toxopneustidae
Product: ras-related GTP-binding protein C-like
Exons: 9
Coding region: 325-1488 (387 amino acids)
Biological process (GO): cellular response to starvation; cellular response to amino acid stimulus; positive regulation of TOR signaling
Cellular component (GO): lysosome; Gtr1-Gtr2 GTPase complex; nucleus
Molecular function (GO): GTP binding; GTPase activity
Source: RefSeq, a predicted model, not a curated record
UAUCGCUUCGGGUUCUGGUUCAGCAUAACUGCAACCUCCGCCUAGAUUAUAGGCUAGGCCUGGUCACGUCCUCUAUCACAUGACUGUGUACUCGGAAAAUGCUUCUGCGCUGCUAGCUGUACCGUACCGGUGCUACAUGUACAGCUACCGGUACCGUUCGUCUGAUUCGAUUGACUGGGCUUCGUUGGUGCUGACUGCUGCAGUGCUGGUGUGACAAAGUUCAAUCGGGACAUUCGAAAAGAAGGAUCAAGGCAAGGAGAGUCGAGUUGAAUUGUCCCUUUCUGAUUCUAAGUUAACUUUCUAAGCUAAGGCAUCGUUUCUAAAAUGUCGUCUUUGGAAGAGGGAUCAGGUUUUGGAGGUGACGAGCGUUACUGUGUCGUUGGCUCUUUCCCUCAAGAAUUUCAAUACUCCCAAGAAGGGCAGAAUGGAGAGAUAAAGGUACCAUCCUCAGAUGCUAGGCCAAGAAUAUUGCUCAUGGGGCUCAGGAGGAGUGGGAAGUCAUCAAUACAGAAAGUAGUUUUUCACAAGAUGUCCCCAAAUGAAACAUUAUUCCUGGAGAGCACAAAUAAGAUUGUUAAAGAUGACAUCAACAACAGUUCUUUUGUCCAGUUUCAAAUUUGGGAUUUUCCCGGCCAGAUGGACUUCUUUGACCCAGCGUUUGAUUCUGAAAUGAUCUUUGGCACCUGUGAAGCACUCGUCUUCGUCAUUGAUGCACAGGAUGACUACAUGGACGCACUCGCCAAACUGCACGUGACCGUAUCAAGAGCGUACAAAGUCAACCCAAACAUCAAGUUCAAGGUGUUCAUUCACAAGGUGGAUGGCCUGUCAGAUGAUCACAAGAUUGAGACCCAACGAGACAUCCAUAGAAGAGCCAAUGAGGAUCUGGCUGAUGCUGGGCUUGAGUGUAUUCACCUAAGUUUUUACCUGACCAGUAUCUACGAUCACUCCAUCUUUGAAGCUUUCAGUAAGGUUGUCCAGAAGCUCAUCCCACAGCUUCCUACACUGGAGAAUCUUCUCAACAUUCUUAUCUCAAAUUCUGGCAUCGAGAAGGCCUUUCUCUUUGAUGUUGUUAGUAAGAUCUACAUCGCUACCGAUAGCUCCCCCGUUGACAUGCAGUCAUAUGAAUUAUGCUGUGAUAUGAUUGAUGUCGUCAUCGAUGUUUCAUGUAUCUAUGGUUUAGAAAGAGAGGGUGAUGGAAGUGCCUAUGAUUCUGAGUCUAGUUCAAUCAUCAAGCUGAAUAAUUCUACUGUUCUUUAUCUGAAAGAAGUCAACAAAUUUCUUGCCCUCGUGUGUUUACUUAGAGAAGAUAACUUUGACAGGCAAGGUCUUAUCGACUACAACUUUCUUUGCUUCAAGAAUGCCAUUGAGGAAGUGUUCGCGAUCCGGGAGAAGGCCCAGGGAGUGGAGAGGGGCGCAGACUAUGCAGCUCUUACCAGUGACUCACUGGACAACCCUCAGUCAAAUGGACUUGUGGAAGCGAAAUCAUGAAAACAGUCGCUUUGCAGCCCUUACCAGUGACUUGCUGGACAACCCUCACACAAAUGGACUUGUGGAUGCGAAAUCAUGAAAACUGUUGUUUCCUGGAAGAAAAAAAUAUGACAAACUGAUGGUUAAGCCAUCAUUCUUAAUAUGGCUCUGAAGAUGUGUAAGACGUCAUGUUAGAGAUCCUGUGGAAAUCUUAAAAGACAGUAGACAUCUUGGAACAAAGCGGAAGGAUAGGUUUGACUUAUGGAAAUCAUGAACUAUUAAAUUCUGGAGCCGAUACAAUCCUCUCGAUAGCCACCAGAUUAGUAAUCCAUAGAAAUUUAUGUUGAGAGAUUAAUAGAUUUGUGAAGAGUUAUUGAUCAGUCUCUGGAUGAUCAGCAACAUAGUCCCGAAUUCACAAAGGUGGUUUUGAAAACCCACGGUUGAGUCCAUGGUUUAUGCAGAUUUCCUGUAUAAAUUACG